AGAAAAAACAAACCUAACAAUGGCAUUUGCUUUCCAUAACUACGCUGUUCCAGUUUUCCUUUCACUUUUGGCCGUAAUCCCAUUUGAGGGCACCGGUGGCUCCCAUCUCAGCCACAACAACCGCCGUGAGCGUGGCAACCCUACUCCAAAAUCCCUUCACUUCACCUUGUUCCAACACGAAAGCAGAAACAAAACAGGUUUUGUGAUAGUGAAUGGCGUGGAAGGAAGUGAAGGAAAGGGUGAAAGCUCAAGCCUUUUUGGCAGUCUUUUGGUCUUUCAGGACCCUUUGACUGCAAAAGCAAACAGAUCCUCCAAACAACUGGGAACUGCAGAAGGAACUUCCAUCACCUCUGGUCUUGAUGGACUCAGCAGCAUUUCUGUUGCAAAGUUAACUCUUCGGGUGAAGAAUCACAAAGGCUCCAUUUCCAUUGUUGGAGGCACUAAUACCUUCGAGCGUUCGGAUUAUCCAGUUGUAGGAGGCACGGAAGAUUUCUUGUUUGUUAAUGGCUAUGUUACCUCUUCUCCCCUUCAGGCAAAGUCUUCAACACUUGUCUACGAGAUUGGUUUUCAUCUUUACUGGCCUCCAUAUCCAUCUCCACCUUCUUAUUAAAACCUUAAAUCAUCAAAUCUCUUCAUUACUAUGUAACCCAGUGAGGUUGAGUUAAGGUUUGUUGCUGUUGUUUUUGGUUUUGUUUCUGAAAAUUUUCUUUUUCUUCUAGUCAUAAUAAUGUGUUCAUUUCUGGGGUGUAUGGAUUUAUUAGAAUUUUGCUUGUCUGUUUUUUCUGCCUUUAUUUUUUUGUGUUGUAAUUAAAACAUGUUCUAAGUUGAAUGAUAUAUAAUGUACUACAAAGCUGCCCUGCUAAUAAAAGUGUUUUCUUUCGGUGUUA
Vigna angularis (adzuki bean) is the source of this 887-nucleotide messenger RNA. RefSeq names its product dirigent protein 11. NCBI's taxonomy places the organism in Eukaryota, Viridiplantae, Streptophyta, Magnoliopsida, Fabales, Fabaceae. The record is from RefSeq and is a predicted model, not a curated record. The transcript has a single exon. The coding region runs from base 20 to 610 and encodes 196 amino acids.